This is a messenger RNA of Triticum turgidum subsp. durum (durum wheat), 600 nucleotides long. Lineage: Eukaryota; Viridiplantae; Streptophyta; Magnoliopsida; Poales; Poaceae. The record is from the annotation of a GenBank genome assembly.
AUGAAGGGAAUCUACUGUAGAAGUAUCAGCGAAUCUCUAGUUCAGAUGCAGUAUUUGUCCCAUCUAGAUGUGAAUGCAAGUGACGAGGACGAGGUUCUCUUGUUGAAUGUCUGUAUGCCAAGCCUGCAAAGGCUAGUUUUGAGAGGAAGGCUAGCGGAAGGGGCAUUGGAUGAGUCUCCUCUCCUCCAAGCUGUUGGGGGGCAGAACUUGUAUGCAUUGUCUCUAUACUGGUCACAGCUGAGAGAAGACCCCCUGUCUUCCCUUUCUCGGCUGUCAAACUUGACGCGUCUACAGUUCACCAGAGCAUACAACGGAGAGAAGCUGUCAUUUCUCACGGGGUGGUUUCCCAAACUAAAGGUUCUCGCUCUAAGAGACCUGCCUAAUCUGAAUCGGCUGGUGAUACAGGAAGGCGCCAUGGCGAGCCUGGAGGAAGUAUUCUUAACCAACCUCAGCAGCAUGACGGAGGUCCCACGUGGCAUUGAGUUCCUCCUGCCCCUCCAAUAUCUAAGCUUCCUGGAAAUCACCAAUGACUUCUUGACGGCGCUGUACCAAUGUUCUGUACUUGAAGCGCAGAUGUGGCACUAUUCUCUCCGAGACUGA